AUGUGUGGGCACAUUGACAUCAUGUGCGCACCCCGUGAUGAAGAUGUGUGGGUGGAGAAACAACAACACCAGACCACGCCGAUGUGGCCUUGUCACUUCCUGCCUGAACAGAGAAGGAGGGCUCCAACACCUCACCAAGAUAUGCACCGGCUCCUCCGUCUUACAGGCUUGGUCCUAACCGGUGUCAUUGAUGUCCUAGGUCCAGCAGCAUUUGAUCCUGAACUGUCCCGCCAUGGUCCCCCACUGGAUCUUCGUACUGGACUCUGCAAAAGCCGCAACGGUGGCCUGGAUCUUCUGGUCCUCCACGGAGACACUUCAGUUUCAGUCUUAUAG
Molecule: messenger RNA, 333 nt
Organism: Pelobates cultripes (western spadefoot toad)
Lineage: Eukaryota; Metazoa; Chordata; Amphibia; Anura; Pelobatidae
Source: the annotation of a GenBank genome assembly